Messenger RNA from Chironomus riparius, 626 nucleotides. The record is from the annotation of a GenBank genome assembly. NCBI's taxonomy places the organism in Eukaryota, Metazoa, Arthropoda, Insecta, Diptera, Chironomidae.
AGUCGAACGUAGCAUAUCAAAUUUCAGUAUAGAAUAUUCCUAGCACCGAUUUACAUUUCUUUAUUUAUGACUUUAGUUUAACAAAAUUUUGUGGAUCGAUAAAGUAAAUUUAUUGCUUAAUAAAUAAUUAUGGAUUUUCAAAUUGGAAUACCGCAUUCAAGAAUCUUUCAAAUAGCCGCAAUACACUUUGUGCUGAUGGUAAAUGCAAUGUUUACAUUGCGAACUAUUGCAGCUUAUGAAUUUUACAAUAUUCUGUUCUUCAUCUCAUUGUUUUGGUCAAUUAAGGAAAAGGAAGCAACGGAACCUGUUAAUGUUGCCUACGCCAUAAAUUUCGCAUCAAUAUUCUUCGACAUAGCUGUUUGCUUUGCAAUCGACACUAACAAUUGGGCACUAGCUUUCAUUCUUCUCAACAUGAUUUUUCGUGUGUUUUCACUAAAACAGAUUUACGAAGAAAUGAUAGCACGUGGUGGUGAACCAGCAAAUAUAGGAAUUGUAUGAGACUCACAGCAUCAAGUUACAAAAGAAUAUAAAGACGAAUAAUACUUAACUGUACAUAAAAGAAGCUUUAUUAUCUAAUUAUCGUAAAUUUAAAAUCACAUUCACAAUGGUUUAUUAUUUCGCUCGUU